Trichomonas vaginalis G3 is the source of this 1995-nucleotide messenger RNA. RefSeq names its product choline transmembrane transporter protein. Gene Ontology annotation, molecular function: transmembrane transporter activity. Gene Ontology annotation, biological process: transmembrane transport. NCBI's taxonomy places the organism in Eukaryota, Parabasalia, Trichomonadida, Trichomonadidae. Bases 1 to 1995 code for a protein of 664 amino acids. The transcript has a single exon. The record is from RefSeq and is a predicted model, not a curated record. Gene Ontology annotation, cellular component: membrane.
AUGGGUGUAAGAUCGGGACCUCCGAACGGAUCAGAAGAAUCCAAGAAAGAGUGGGGAAACUAUGAAUACCCAGGUGAUGUUAAACAUAUGAAGUGCCAUAAUUGCUUUUGCGCGAUUAUUUUCCUUAUUUUAUUUGGAUGCAUGAUUGCUUUGCUUGUUAUUGGUAUAGUGAAGGGUAAGAUUUGGACAUUAACACAUUCUUGGGAUACUCACGGAUUUUACUGUGGAUAUGAUAACACGCAAUUAGAUGUUAAAGAUCUUCCAGAAAAUUAUACAAAGCCAAACCUUGUUGACUAUCCAUAUCUUUUCUUCGAUGCUCUCAAUGUCUCUCGGCAGAUUUGUGUCAAGAAAUGUCCAACAUCUGGCUCACUUCAAGAUAUUCUUCAAUAUAAUGCUACACAAACAGGUCAUGAUAAGCUCCAGUAUCUUGAUAACUCAACAUAUAACACAGGCUACUAUCCAGAUGCUAACGAAACAUAUCAAUAUACCACAAAAGAGUACUUCAACAGAUGUAUCCCAGAUGUUGAUCUUGAAAAGGAUAUUAUCAAUGGUACUCAGUUCGUUAAUGGUUUACAGCAGGCAAUUGAUGCCAUUCCAGCCCUUUCUAGCGCUUUGAAUUCAGUUUAUUCACUUAGAUGGCAAAUUCUUGUUUGCGCUCUUGGUUCCCUUGUUAUCGGCCUUAUUUGGAUCAUGCUCCUCCGCUGCUUGACAGGCUGCAUUGUCUAUUUCGUUGUUAUCCUCGUCCCAGUCUCUUUGAUCGGUAUUGGUGUCUGGCUUUUCGUCAACGGAAGUGUCAUGGGUACAAUUAAGGAGGUCGUCAGCACAAAGAAGCUCUCCGGUGCUCAGAUUACCGCUGUUGUCAUAUGGUGCAUCGCAUUCAUCAUUAUUCUCAUCAUUAUCUUCCUUUGGAGCAAACUAAAGUCCGCUGUAGCCAUCAUUAAGGUCGCCGCUAUGGCUCUUGGCUAUAACUUCUUAGUUAUUUUCGUUCCGAUUAUUACGAUGAUCUUCUGCUUCUUAUUCUGGGCAGCCCUUUUGGUUUCAUCGGUAACUCUUUACACUUCCGCUAGUUUCAAGUACGAAAUCGACAACGAUGGCAAUGAUAAAGGAAUCGGCCAAGUCAAGUUUGAUUUGAACAAGGUUCUUCAGUACAUGCUUAUUUACAACUUUGUCUACCUUAUUUUCAUUUCCGUCCAUAUGUAUUUCGUCAAUUAUUACGCAUCUUCAGUUUCCAUUGUCAAAUGGUACUUCUCAGGCCAAGGCGGCAAGACAUGCUGUGGAUGCUCAUGCUUCUUCGGCUUCUGGCUUGCAUGGACAAAGGCAUUAGGUACAAUUACCAUUUCCAGCCUCAUUAUGACACCUCUCUACCUCUUUAUCAUCUUCAUGGAGUAUCUUGACAGGAAGUCCAAGAUGGAAAACGCUCCAAUUUUCAUCCAAUUCCUUAUCAAAUGCUUGAAAUGCUGCUUAUGGUGCUUCACGAAGAUCGUACAGUACUUGAACAAGGUGUUGUUCACUAUCCAGCAGAUUUUCAACACAAACUUUGGUCCAUCUGCCAAACUUGUCGUUGAUGUUGUGAUAUCUGACGCACUUUUGACAGUUAUGCUUAAUGGUAUCUCAUUCUUCAUCCUCUUCCUUUCCAAGGUUGUUGUUUCCGUAAUUACUACAUUGUUAUUCAUGAUUUGGGCUUAUUACGGAAAGAAUUCUUCAAUUGCAGGCUCUCUUCUUGCUGCUUUUGUUGUUUUCUUCCUUUCUUACAUCGUAUCAUCAUUCCUACUCUCUGCUUACGACAACAUCAUUGAUAUUGUCUUUGUUUGUUACCAAUCUGAGAAAUCUAUCGAUGGAUACUCAGCUGGUGAAGCUUCCAACAUGGUCAACCAGACAAUUGAUGAUAUGAAGAGCGCACACCAGUCUGAAAAUACUAAUAAUAAGGUGUCCGCUAAGAAAAUGGAAGAUGUCAAGGAUGAUAAGACAGAAAUUGCUGUUAAGUAUGGUAAGUAA